AUGAGUUCUUUCAAGUCGAAGCGAGGACAGUACAAAGCAGUCCGGCGGGAUGAGUCACGAGUGUCGUCAUCUACCAACGACGAAGAGCGCCAAAUUCCGGAUGAUCCGCCCCCGGUUAAGACGGUAGAAGACGAGCUUGAGGCCCUAAGGAGAAAGGUGCGACGAUUGAGAACCAGCGUGGCGCUUUUGGUCGCUACUUUAGCCAUGACUCUCAUCUUCUUCCUGCUCUACGUUCAGCUGGCAACAGGAUGA
Colletotrichum siamense is the source of this 252-nucleotide messenger RNA. RefSeq lists its product as uncharacterized. Lineage: Eukaryota; Fungi; Ascomycota; Sordariomycetes; Glomerellales; Glomerellaceae. The record is from RefSeq and is a predicted model, not a curated record. The coding region runs from base 1 to 252 and encodes 83 amino acids. The transcript is spliced from 2 exons.